UAACAUAUCAUUCAUUCGGUUGGCGCCAAUUCCGGAAGCUUCCAUUCAUUCGUUUUCAGUUGAAGAGAGUUUGGUUGUGCUGUUAUUGCAUCGUUGACGCAAAAUGUUUCAAGUACCCGUUUUAGUUCUGAAAGAGGGAACAAAGAGAGAAAGCGGCCACAAGGCACAACUUGGCAACAUCACGGCUGCCAAGGCCGUUUCGGAUACAGUCCGUACGACGUUAGGACCACGCGCUAUGUUGAAAAUGGUGUUGGAUGCUAUGGGUGGCAUCGUUCUUACUAACGAUGGAAACGCUGUUUUGCGAGAAAUAGACGUAUCCCACCCAGCUGCAAAAAGUAUGAUCGAACUUUCGAGAACACAGGAUGAAGAGGUUGGUGAUGGAACAACUUCAGUCAUAGUGUUAGCAGGAGAAUUGUUAAGUGUUGCGGAACCCUUCAUAGAGCGAGGUAUUCACCCGAGAAUCGUUGUGAAUGCAUACUUUAAAGCACUCGAUGAUGCCGUUGAGGUUAUAGAUAAACUUGCAACCAAAAUCGAUCCAAACGAUAACAAAGCAGUGAACAACGUCAUCGCGAGCUGUAUUGGAACAAAGUAUAUGUCACGUCAUAAGGAACUUAUGUGUGAAUUGGCUUCCACGGCUGUAAGGACGAUCGCCACAGAAGUAGAUGGCCACAAAGUUAUCGAUAUCAAGAAUUAUGCAAGAAUAGAAAAGGUACCAGGAGGAGGAGUGGAAGAUUCAUGUGUUCUUCGCGGUGUUAUGUUUGAUAAGGAUGUGACACAUCCAAAGAUGCGCAGAAAGAUAAACAACCCGAAGAUUCUACUUCUUGACUGUCCUCUUGAGUAUACCAAGCUGGAGAGUCAAGCCAACGUGGAGAUUGCAAAAGAAAGUGAUUGGGAGGCUCUACUUAAGCAGGAGGAAACAUACGUGGAGAAACUUUGCAGCGAGAUAGUGAAACUCAAGCCGGACUUGGUUAUUACAGAGAAAGGUGUUAGCGACUUGGCACAACACUAUCUUAUGAAAGCCAAUAUUUCAUGCAUAAGGAGGGUGAAGAAGACAGAAAAUAAUCGAAUUGCUAAAGCUACAGGAGCUACUAUAGUAUCAAGAGCAGAAGAAGCAAAGGAAAGUGAUUUGGGAAUCGCAGGGUUGUUCGAAGUGAAAAAGAUUGGCGAUGAGUAUUUUACUUUUAUCACGGAAUGUGCUUCUCCCAAGGCCUGUACUAUUUUAUUAAGAGGAGCUAGUAAGGUACUUAAUGUUAUGAAGACGUUUGAUAUUUUAUUUCUCAACUCAAAAAAGGAUGUUCUGAAUGAAAUAGAACGUAAUUUGCAGGAUGCUUUAUGCGUUGCUAGAAAUAUCAUGAGAGACCCUCGUAUUGUCCCAGGAGGAGGAGCUACCGAAAUGUUUGUUUCGAAAGCAUUGGGAGAGAAAGCCAAAUCUUUGGAAGGAGUCAUUCAGUUUCCAUACAGAGCAGUUUCACAAGCGAUGGAAGUGAUACCAAGGACAUUAUUGGAAAACUGUGGCGCGAAUGUAGUGAGAGCCUUGACUGAACUCCGUGCAAAAUAUGCUUCUGGAAAGGAGACACCCUGGGGUGUGAAUGGCCAAACUGGGGAAAUUGUGGACAUGUCGCAAUAUGGAAUUUGGGAACCAUACACGGUAAAGGUACAGACGAUAAAGACCGCUGUGGAGUCGGCUGCAUUAUUGCUAAGGAUUGAUGAUAUCGUAUCUGGAAUAUCUAAAAAGAAAGAUGAUGGUCAAAAUGCAUCACAGCCUCAGAACGAAGAAGAAUAGGAAGUUGUUUUGUUCUAGAAUAAAGCUUUGGAAUGUUGUUGCUUCGAUAUAAUCUAUAGGUUUUUAUAUCGUCC
This is a messenger RNA of Galdieria sulphuraria, 1857 nucleotides long. Its product is annotated as T-complex protein 1 subunit isoform 2. The transcript is spliced from 9 exons. Gene Ontology annotation, molecular function: ATP-dependent protein folding chaperone; ATP binding; ATP hydrolysis activity. NCBI's taxonomy places the organism in Eukaryota, Rhodophyta, Bangiophyceae, Galdieriales, Galdieriaceae. The record is from RefSeq and is a predicted model, not a curated record. Bases 104 to 1783 code for a protein of 559 amino acids. Gene Ontology annotation, cellular component: chaperonin-containing T-complex. Gene Ontology annotation, biological process: protein folding.